AUCUCGAGUGUUGGACAGGAUAAUUUGAUUAGUGAUAACGUGAUAGGAACAGCUGUCGAAAAUGAAAAUAAUCCUAUUGAGUACCCUAGUGGCAGUAUGUUCGUGUGCCCGCUUGGACAACAACUAUCUGCCUCCACCGGGAGCUGCCUCGUCUGGAGGCGGUCCAGGACUGACGGCACCUGCUCCCGGUGGAAGACCUGGUCCCGCUCCUGGUAGACCUGCUGCCGGCGGUGGUGGGCACGGUGGUGCUCCUGGAGGCUUCGGUGGACGACCUGGUGGAGCGGGAGGUGCUCCUGCUCGCCCAUCUACUGCGUACGGACCACCGGCUGGUGGAUUUGGUGGUGGUGCUCCAUCGUCCUUCGGAGGUGGCGCUCCAUCAUCUGGCGGAUUCGGAGGAGCUGCUCCCGCUCCAGCAGCUCCAGCUGGGCCACCAAUUCCGAUAAUUUCCUACGAAAAUGUUAACAACGGAGAUGGCAGCUACAAGUUUAGUUACGAGACGGGCAAUGGAAUCAAAGCUCAAGAGCAAGGAGACGUGAAAAACAAGGGUUCGGAAAACCAAAUCCAAACGGUUCAGGGUUCAUUCUCGUACACUUCUCCGGAAGGACAAGUCAUCUCGUUGACCUACGUUGCCGAUGAAAAUGGAUUUGUGCCACAAGGAGACCAUCUGCCAACUCCACCGCCCAUCCCGGAGGAAGUCCUGAAGGCUCAACAGGAACAUGCUGCUGCUCAUGCUAGUGCUGCCGCUGCCGGAGCUGGUGCCGGAGGACCUGGAGGUCACGGAGGAUCCGGCGGACAUGGAGGUGGUGCUGGAGCAGGUGGAUAUCCAUCGACCGGUUCGGGACCGGCCCAGGGAGCUGGCUAUCCAUCGGGAGGACCACUGGCCAAUGCACGACCCGGAACUGGACGCCCCUCGGGAAGUGGAUCGUUCAGUCCACAGUCGGGCUACAAGUACUAGACAAUUUUAGCAUUUAGUCAAUUGUUUAUGAGUGAUUAACGGCAAUACGCUUGAGAACUGUAAAUAUGGAGCAAACUGGCGGAGCAAAUAUAAAUCGAAAAAUAAAAGUCACGAUGUGUGAAUGAACGAA
Molecule: messenger RNA, 1085 nt
Organism: Aedes albopictus (Asian tiger mosquito)
Lineage: Eukaryota; Metazoa; Arthropoda; Insecta; Diptera; Culicidae
Product: pupal cuticle protein 20
Exons: 4
Coding region: 62-955 (297 amino acids)
Cellular component (GO): chitin-based extracellular matrix
Molecular function (GO): structural constituent of chitin-based larval cuticle
Source: RefSeq, a predicted model, not a curated record